This is a messenger RNA of Carassius gibelio (silver crucian carp), 2416 nucleotides long. RefSeq names its product CD209 antigen. The record is from RefSeq and is a predicted model, not a curated record. The transcript is spliced from 5 exons. Lineage: Eukaryota; Metazoa; Chordata; Actinopteri; Cypriniformes; Cyprinidae. Bases 44 to 1834 code for a protein of 596 amino acids.
UUGCACUCAUCCUCCGAAAGUCCACAGCUGAAGUAAAGUGAUCAUGGAACUAGUGAGUGUUCAUUUAAAUGACAACAAAGAGACCUGCAGCAAGUACAAUGAGAUGGGACUGGACAGAGAUGAAGAAAUGUAUGCAAAUAAGGACCAAAAACUCAGGCAGACUGAAGAAAGAGCUCGAAACAGAGGUUUGGCAGUAGGAAGUAAGUGUGUUGUGUUGAGCACUGUGUGCUUUGGCUUCAUAUGCAUUUUGCUGGUGGUUGCCAUUGUAGUAUUGAGCUUGCAUAUCAAGGUCAAUGCAGAGAGAGAAGAACAAGCUACACACAUGUUACAAUGCAGUUUAAGAGAUCAAACGGAGAAAGACCAGUUACGAAUCAGCUUCAACUCUUUGAGUCAGAAGAACCUGGAGCUGGAGACCAGAGUCAGUGAUCUCACUGCCGAGAAAAGCGAAUUACAGAUCAACCUCAACUCUAUAAGCCAGAAGACACUGGAGUUAGAGACCAGAGUCAAUGAUCUCAUUGCUGAGAAAAGCCAGUUACAGACCAGCUUCAACUGUUCGAGUCAGAAGAAACUGGAGCUAGAGACCAGAGUCAAUGAUCUUACUACUAAGAAAGGCCAGUUGGAGACCAGAGUCAAAGAUCUCACUGCUGAGAAAAGCCAAUUACAGAGCAACCUCAACUCCCUAAGUCAGAAGAAACUGGAGCUGGAGACUAGAGUCAAAGAUCUCACUGCUGAUAAAAUCCAGUUACAAACCAACUUCAACUCUUCGAGUCAGAAGAAACUGGAGCUGGAGACCAGAGUCAAUGAUCUUACUACUAAGAAAGGCCAGUUGGAGACCAGAGUCAAAGAUCUCACUGCUGAGAAAAGCCAAUUACAGAGCAACCUCAACUCUCUAAGUCAGAAGAAACUGGAGCUGGAGACUAGAGUCAAAGAUCUCACUGCUGAUAAAAUAGGGUUACAAACCAACUUCAACUCUUCGAGUCAGAAGAAACUGGAGCUAGAGACCAGAGUCAAUGAUCUUACUACUAAGAAAGGCCAGUUGGAGACCAGAGUCAAAGAUCUCACUGCUGAGAAAAGCCAAUUACAGAGCAACCUCAACUCUCUAAGUCAGAAGAAACUGGAGUUGGAGACUAGAGUCAAAGAUCUCACUGCUGAUAAAAUAGGGUUACAAACCAACUUCAACUCUUCGAGUCAGAAGAAACUGGAGCUAGAGACCAGAGUCAAUGAUCUUACUACUAAGAAAGGCCAGUUGGAGACCAGAGUCAAAGAUCUCACUGCUGAGAAAAGCCAAUUACAGAGCAACCUCAACUCUCUAAGUCAGAAGAAACUGGAGUUGGAGACCAGAGUCAAAUAUCUCACUGCUGAGAAAAGCCAGUUAGAGAGCAACUUCAGCUCUCUGAGUCAGAAGAACCUGGAGUUGAAGAGCAGAGUCAGGUCUAUGAGUGAAGAUGAGUCAAAAAAAUUUUGUUUCUUCAUGUCCACUGAGUUGAGCUGGUCUGACAGCAGACAGUACUGCAGGGAUCGUGGAGCUGAUCUGGUCAUUAUCAACACUGAAGAGAAGCAGAGGUUCAUAUCUUCAUUAGUCAGUGAGAGAGUGUGGAUUGGUUUGUCUGAUACAGAGAAGGAGGGCGUCAUGAAAUGGGUGGAUAAUUCAACACUGAAACAAGGGUUUUGGCUCAAAGGUCAGCCAAAUAACCAGAAUGAAAAUCAGAACUGUAUUGAACUGAAUUAUGAUAGAGGGAAGACAGGAUGGACACCGCUUAACAGCUGGAAUGAUUUUGCAUGCUCAGAUAAGAAGAAAGGGUUUUGUGAGAAACAGGGUUCAUCCCACACAUAAUUAUAUAUAAUACAUGAUUUCUGACUUUAAGUUCCUGCCUUUUAAAACACUGUCAGCUGAUUUGAGUGUUUUAGAUGGAAAAUAGGAACCUGUCAUUUUCUCAUUGCUAUAAUAAUUUUUGUUUCUCAUUGUGUAAAUUUGGGUGAUCUGGAACACAGAACCUCUGAUGUGUUCAUGUUUUGCUCCAUCACAAGCAACUCUGUAUUAAUAUGAUGUUAGUCUAGCUGUUAUCUUGAGUCUCAUUUGUUGAUCUGACAUGUUGAGGAGACACCCAGCUAACAGAAUUUUGUUCUUCAAAUAUUCAGUGUUGGUUCUGGGAAAAUAAAAAUAAAUGUCCAGUUUUCUUGCGUUAGAUGCACAUUUUUAAAAGGUAUGAUGUUCAUGAUGGUGACCUCAAACAAAACAUUUUCAUUAAGACAUCAAAAUCUAAACCUCUGUUAAUCCUAAAUUCUGUAGACGUCUGACAGAAAUAAAGUCAAUCUGAUUAUUAAUACUGUAACUGGAGUUGGUGAUGCUGUUUGUGGGGUUGUUUAAUCAGAUCUUGAGAGAUUUAAUGUCUUUUACUCUUCAGUUCCUCUAAGC